UCCCAGUUGUUUCUUGGCUUGUAAGCAUCCUCCUUUUGAGUGGAAAAGAGAGAGAGAGAGAGAGAGAAAGAGAGAUGGAGGAGGUGAGAGGGCUGUGCCACCUCUUGAUGACGGUGUUUCUCAGCUCCCUGUCGGGGUUCAUGGUGGUUCCGGCGAUUACAGACAUUACUAUGGCGGCGGUUUGUCCCGGAAAAGAUGAAUGCUCACUCGCCAUCUACCUCACCGGAAUACAACAUGCGGUGAUAGGAAUGGGGUCACUCGUGAUGAUGCCAAUGGUGGGGAAUCUGUCUGACGCUUAUGGCAGGAAAACUAUGCUUACCAUUCCCAUGACUCUUUCAAUAUUCCCUCUAGCGAUACUAGCUUACAGCAGGUCAAGGUACUACUACUAUGCCUAUUACGUUCUGAGAACACUCAUUGGCAUGCUUUGCGAUGGAAGCGUUCAUUGCCUUGCUCUUGCUUACGUGGCUGAUAAAGUUGGAGAGGGUCGUCGAGCCUCGGUGUUUGGAAUCCUAUCUGGCGUUUCCUCCUCUGCUUUCAUAUGUGGUAGCCUCUCCUCUCACUUCAUGUCCACCGCCUCCACCUUCCAAGUGGCUGGUAUAAUGGCUAUAGUAGCCCUGGUUUACAUGAAGAUUUUCCUCCCAGAGUCCUUGCCAAAGGAGGACAUUUUAGUCAAAGCAACUGAGACUGAAUGCCUUUUGGAGAAAGCUCCCAAGAAAAACUUCCAACUAUACAAGAGAUUGCCUUCUUUUGAUGAUUUAGUCUGCUUAUUAAGGACAAGCCCAGCAUUCUUACAUGUAGCCGUUGUCUCAUUCUUGAGUCAUGUUGCUGAGACUGGCCUAAAUGCCUCUUUGUUUUACUUCUUGAAAGCCCAGUUUCACUUUGACAAAGAUGAAUUUGCUGAUUUGAUAAUGAUUGCUGGGUUCGCUGGAGCUAUAUCCCAGCUAGUUCUGAUGCCCAUACUAGCUCCUGCCAUAGGAGAAGAGAGGCUUCUCUCAGUAGGCCUCUUUUUCUGCUCUUUGCAUAUGCUGCUUCACAGCAUUGCAUGGUCACCCUGGGUUCCUUAUGCUGCUGCAUUGAUGUCAGUUCUAGCUACUUUUGGAAUGCCUUGUCUAAGGAGCAUUGCUUCUAAGCAAUUUGGGCCUAAUGAGCAGGGAAAAGUCCAAGGAUGUGUUACAGGCUUGUCUUCCUUUGCCAACAUUGUUUCUCCUCUAGCUUUCAGUCCUUUGAUAGCUACAUUUUUAUCCGACGAUGCACCAUUCCAUUUUCCUGGUUUCAGUAUUAUGAUUGCUGGUCUAGCUGCUAUGUUGGCCUUUAUUCAGAGUUUAAUGAUGACAGCAUCACGCUCGACAACUGCAUACAAUUUAAGCGAUUCAAAUUCACCAAGGAAUUUUGUCUAAAUUAUUUAUUAUUAGCUCUAUUCCUAGAAGGCUUUUGGAGAAGUUAUGUUUGGUUAGUCCUUUAGCUUAAUUAAUGGCAUGUAUCACAUUAUUAUUAUUAUUAUUAUUAUUAUUAUUAUUAUUAUAAUUAUUAUUA
Messenger RNA from Ipomoea triloba (trilobed morning glory), 1533 nucleotides. RefSeq names its product hippocampus abundant transcript 1 protein-like. The record is from RefSeq and is a predicted model, not a curated record. Gene Ontology annotation, molecular function: transmembrane transporter activity. Gene Ontology annotation, biological process: transmembrane transport. The transcript has 14 exons. Lineage: Eukaryota; Viridiplantae; Streptophyta; Magnoliopsida; Solanales; Convolvulaceae. The coding region runs from base 75 to 1397 and encodes 440 amino acids.